AUGUUGGUAGUGGGAAACCACGGCUUCGAAAUCACCAGCCGUCCCACGCAAGGACGGAUAUGUCACUCGAGCCAGUCCACUGAUAUCAGGAUAGGACCUUGGCUAAUCGACUUGGGGCGCCGACGCCGCUCAAGCGGUAUAAAGGAGUAAGAACAAGAAGAAGAAAAAAGCAUUAAAAAAAAAAUUGAAAAAGAGGAAAAACUAAAAAAAAAUUAGAACCAAUUUUUCUUCGAUAAAAAAAGGGAAAAUAAAACAAAAAAUAAGUUCUGCUGUUUGGACAAAAAUAUAUUUUUCCUUUUUUUCGCAAAAAGCAAAAACAGCAACUUCAAGAACAUCUGUUAGUCUGAUUUUCAAUAAAAGGUAAACAUUCAAGCAAAUAAAGUGCGUCGGGAGUUGGUUUUCAGUCAUUAUUGAAGUUUUAUGUUCAAAAUUUAAGUGGAUAAAUUAUGUGAGGCCAAAGCGAGAGGACCUGUUCAAAUUAAUUUCCAAUUUUUGCAAGUUCCUGCUUUUGGCAGAACCUAAAUAUUUGCCAAAAAUAGAAGUUUCAUUGACUCAAAUCAUUUGAAAAGUUUACGUCAAACAAAAAUUGGGAAAAAAAGAAGAUGGGAAAAACUUUUUGAAAAAUAAGGCAUUGCCUAUGAAAACUUUGCCAUCACAAGUUAUUGUUCAGAAAGAAAGAUUUUUAUUUUUCGCUCCAAUCGAACCCUGCAAAAAGAAAAAAGAGUUUAGGGGAAAAACUUUUCUUCAGCGUUGUAUGAUAGAACUUUGUUGCAAAAAGUUGUCGUCAAAAGAAUUUUUCUGAUUUUUAAGUCGAACCACGAGAGCAAAUGAAGGUUUUCGCCAAAAAAAUCACAAACUCGCAGGCUUUUUUUUAAUGAUAGAAGCAUUUUGGAGAUCUUAAUAUAGCGAAAAAAAUAUUUUGUUAAAGUUUUUUUGUCAUUUGCCUGUAGAAAACAUUCACUACACAAUUGAUUACAAAAUCGUUUACUUUCGAGAUUUUUUUUUAGCGAAUUCUAAAAAAAAACGUGCUUGAGCCAAAUUUUUGCUUGUCGUCUUUUGAAUUAAUAUUCUUCGCAAAACUCCGUUCUAAGGUGAAUGAGAAGCACAAUGAACUCAAAAAGGGCCUUUUGGCAAAACUGAGCUGUAAAUAGAGAGUGAAUAUUCUUUCAUUCUUCAUGGUUUAUUGCAACUGGUUGAUUUUCACAAACUAAAAUUUAUUUUAAAAAAACGCUGGCAUAGGUAGAUGAGGCGAAGUCGCCAUAUCAGUGAUUAUCAGUGGGCUGUCAAUUGUUUUUGAACUCCCUCGUCGGGUCGGGGAUCGAAAUUGUGACCUUUCUGAUUGUAGACAGACACACAACCUGUUGCGCUACGAGGUAGUUUAGCUAUUCGUUGCGGAAAAAAAAAUAACUGAAAUUCAAAUGAAGAACCCUUCUAUGAAUUAUAUUUUUUUUUUCUAGCAGAUAAACCACGUCUCCCAUUGAAAAGUUACUCGCGAAAGCGAAAAUCCACAGUUUUCUACUGAUGGUUUACUGAAACCAGUUUUCUCUUGAGCUGAGCGUUCUAAGCUUAGUCCCAACACGAAACUAGAGACAACGGAUAGAGUCCCGAUCGAACCCAACCGCCUGUUUUCCAGUUUUGGACUGAAGCAAAGUGCCCACGGUCAGAAGAGUCUACUGUGGUCGUUGAUGGAGAAAUUCAGGCAUGACUCAUCUCGAAAAUGGACUGACGCAUCGAAUAGCACUCUCACCUUUGUUGCUGUUUUUGCGGGUGACAACAGCUCGGUGAGCUUAGUAGUAAAUCGCGAAAAAAAUUUUGACCUCAUUUUGUUCAAGCCCAUGACAACCUUAGCUUUUAAUCUUGCAAAUAUUUUUCCAUUCAUUUUUGCCCGAGCAAUUUUUCGAUGCUGCAAAUAACUUGAGUAAUUAUACUAUUUACUUCGAAACGAAGAGUAAGUCAACAGGUGAAAUGAAGUAUGAAAAAUGGUAGCACUGGAAAAUGACGAGGGAAAACUAAUAAGUAACAGUCAUCAAAAAAAGCCCGAAUCAUUUUGCUUUCUGUUUUUGAUUCCAAUGUAGCUCAAAAACAUUCCAUACCCUGUAAAGAUGUGAAAGGUAAAUGUGUACUUUCUUCGAAAGUGAUAGUCCCCAGACCCCACGCGCCGUGUGUUCGCCUUGCCCACGUCUUUUCCUCUGUUGCGGCUGUAUCGAGCCGCCUGUCGGGAUAACAGCUCGCGCGAUUAAUCUUGGACUUUUUGCCUGGUCCCGGUCGCAGUUCUAUUCUCGCCAGUCUUUUUUUCGGAUAGCAUGUUGCACUUUUGAAAAUACGAUAGAAAUCAUGUGCAUGAUUGGUAUUUUCUCACCCUCAAAUCAAUUUUCGCUCGCGUAAAUCUCACGGAAAUUUGUUCAGGCACACUAAGAAAAGUAUUUUUCUUUAAUCUUUUUUUUUCCCUUCCAAUAUUUUCAUUGUUCAAUUUGUUAUGAGCUUUUUUCUGAGAGAGGUCUAAAGUUUCAACAAUUCAUCUCGGAUAGAGUGUGAAAAAACUUACAAAUAUUUUAAAAUGACGCUGAAUUUUAACUCAAAAACAGUCGAGAUACUCGAAGAUAAGAUAAAGCAAUCAACAGCUCAACAUUUGCAGUUUUUGCGAACUACUGUCAAAUCUACCGCUGUGAGCAGUUUCGCUGUACAAAAGGUAUAAGUUCACUAUUCUGAAACAAUUGACGCGUUUUUCAGAAGCCAAAAAUCUUGGAAAACAAAAACUUCAAGGCUCUGCGCGAUUCUACAGCACGGAAAUCAUGGAACCAGGUACUUUUAUGCAUUCUUCAUUCAGCUAUGUCUCAUACACUUUUUGUGGCAAAGUACAUUUUUGCAUAUUUAUAAAAAAAGCGAGACUUCAAUGUUGAUUGUUAAAACAAAAAAAGUGUGGAGUUGAGAGUUUGAUAAAACUUUGCAGGAAGAGAUCAAUUAAGAUUGAAAGUUUAAAAAGUUUUGUUUCGAAGAAAUGACGUUUCAAAAUUUGCCAGAGGCGCGCUUCACUGGGAGAACAAUUCAGUAGAGACAAAAAGUUAGUUUUUUUCCCCGACUCGGAGCCCGAGAUCAGUAGAUUGUCAAGAAUGGAGCGUUGCGUACGCGACGCGGUUUUUUUGCGGGCAUUUCGAGGUCAAACGCAAUCGUUAAAAAAAUAAUUAUUGAAACAUCGAGUUCUUAUAUUUUUUUUACGUUUAUUCGUUUGACUAAAUUUUUUUAAAUUCAAAGGACGUUUAAAAACAAUCAGAAAAAAAGGUCGAAAAAAACUUGAAAUAUAGUGGCUCGCGUUUACGAGUUUCCCGACAUGAAGUACUUUGAUCUUUUCAAAACCUGUCAGCAAAGUUUCAUCAAAUUCUUAAUAUUUCUUCUUUUUUUGUAAUGUUAAUGGACUGCUUGUUGUUACCGACUUGUCGGCUGCGAAAUGAAGAGUUUUCGAACUUUCCUCAUUAUCCAGCAAAUCUGCUCAUAAACGAACUCUUUAGUUUUUUUCAGAACUCAAUCACCACGCAGAUUACGUGAAAUUUCUCAAAUCGUUUAAUUGAAAUUGAUUGUUAAAAACAAUAAUAAAAACUGCUUAUCGGAAGGAAACGUCUCUGCAUGAACGGAUAACAAAGAAAUAUCCCGAAUCCGGGAAAUCAAAAGUGACUGGAGCCAAUAAAAAAUAUUUCAGUGAUGAUCACUUCCUUUCCGGAAAUCCAAAUGCCGUCGCCGUUGCCGAUUUCGCACCUGAAGAUCACUUUGCUCGACGCCAUCGAACUUCAUUUGACAAAAAAGAAAUACUUCCAAGAUCUGAUUAUGAGGCCGGAAGAACUGAAUGUUAUACUCGAGGGUCUAGAUGGAGACUAUUAUAACAAGUACACUGGUAUGAAAAUGGAUUUUACGACUCCAUUCAUUGUCAACCCUCACGACUUGAACAGUCAAAACUUUUAUGUGAGGAGAUCCGAAAAUAUUCUUACUAUUGAAAAUCACUUGAAAUAUACUUUCCCACUGUUGUCUGGAAUGAUUUACCCAAAAGCCCCUUUAAUUUUCAGCCAAGAAGAAAAAAUUCCCUUUGCGUUAGAGGAAAUUGUAUUAGUUAAACACAGAUGCUUGGUAAAUGAAUCCUUGAAGAAAUAUAAAAAGAGACCUUCCAUCUAUGAUAGCGAUUCUGAUUAUUCUGACUAUUAACUUUUUUGUCUCUUCUUUUUCAACCUCACUGUCGACAUUUUCGCAAGAUUAGCUAAUAAUCUUCCUUUGUUUCUUUGAAAAACGUCGUUAGGUCUCUUAACUCCCUUUUUCAUACGUAGCUUGCUUCAUUUUCAAGUUUGAAAGACGAAUAAAAGUAAAACUUCUCAUUUCAUCGAAGGGUACAUAUGCAGCAUCGAAUUAUGGAAGAGUGUCUGGUGAGACAAAAAAUUCAACAAAAAAGUUUUUCGAAAACCUGAAGAGUUAUCUUGGGAUGUAAUUGACCAUACGCUUGAAAUUCCUUCAACUUAACAACUCUGAAAUAUCAAUCAAAUAAAAAAACCGAGAGCCUGACUUCAUUUCCUGAUUUUUUUGUUUUUUUGACAUUAUUUAAUAGAAUUUUUCAGGUCGCAUUUUGCGAAACUUCAUUUUUUAAUAGAAAAAGAAGUCGUGACAACUCAGAAGGGCAUUCCCUCCCCGACCAAAAUCAUCGGAAGAGAUUCGAACUUCCCAUGUUUUAUUCAUUGCUAAUUCACGGCUGGAUGAGACCAUCGAAAAAAGAUUUUGAAAAACAAAAAAAAGCAGACAGGCCACGCCUCCCUAGCGUUCCGAGUCGUGAAUCGGCUAUACUUUCCGCAGUUUUUUUCUUCUUUUUGCCAUCUUAUUCAUGAUCAGUUUAUUAGUUUUGCAAUAGUUUGAGUACUUUUUUUAAAGGGUCAUGAGAGGAUGAAAAAAAGUCUUAUAAGGGAAGUAAAAAGAAAAAAACCUUUUAAAAAAAUACUAUCAUAAAUGGUCAGAAUGGAAUUAUUAACUUGAGACUCAAUUUUGACUAUUUUCAUAAACUUUUCCUUCAUUUUUUUGGUUUUUCAAAGUUUAGAUUUUACAUUUUUUUAUGUUUGCAAAUUCAUGCUCAUUCAUUUCUCUUGAUUCAUCGUUUCGACAUUUUUUUGUCCUUUUUUUACUUUUUCUCAUUGUUGUUUGCAGAAGUUAUUCCUUUUUUUUGUUGUUCUCGACUUCGAAAGCCGCUAUCUGAAGUCGCGCCGUACAGCUCGACGGGAAGUUCAAGAUCCGCGUGAAGGAAGUCUACGCAGGCAACAUCUUCCAGUUACAGUAG
This is a messenger RNA of Caenorhabditis auriculariae, 5302 nucleotides long. The record is from the annotation of a GenBank genome assembly. Lineage: Eukaryota; Metazoa; Nematoda; Chromadorea; Rhabditida; Rhabditidae.